Messenger RNA from Laetiporus sulphureus 93-53, 2563 nucleotides. RefSeq lists its product as uncharacterized. NCBI's taxonomy places the organism in Eukaryota, Fungi, Basidiomycota, Agaricomycetes, Polyporales, Laetiporaceae. Bases 1 to 2316 code for a protein of 771 amino acids. The record is from RefSeq and is a predicted model, not a curated record. The transcript is spliced from 7 exons.
AUGGAACCGUUGCGAUGGUACAACAAGCAGCUCGCUGAGGACUUCAACCGUCGUAGCGUCCCUGCCAAUAGUGAUAAAGCCAAGCUCCACCGCGUGAACCUCGGUGAUCGGAUCCGAGCUCCCAUCACCAACUUCGACGAAGUCUGGUCAUUUGCUUUCCUCGACAGUUGCCCAUACCACACCAUCAAAAUACAUUAUCGGCCACGCGAUGUUCUGAAGAAUGACUUCGACAUCAACGUCGACCCUGAGCAACAUGAAUCUCGAGCAACGUCAUCAAGGCGGAUAGCCAAACGUCCCAAACGCUCGCCCACUCAUGUUCGUGCCGGCUCGUCACCGCCGCACGCCAGGAUGGAGGAAUUCAUAUAUUCACACAUGCCGCACGUGACUGUGCUAGCGCGUCCAUCACAGGACAUUAAAGCAGCAUCGCAAGUCAGGACAGAGCAACCGACGUCUUUAAACAAGGCGAACGCGACCUCGGCGGUAGUAGCGGUGGCACCCAUCGACGAAUAUCUCCCCUCCAUUGCACGUCAAUGGGACCUACCCGACGUGUCUGCCGCGAUGGCACCCGCAGCUCCACAAGAGUCAGACGUGAGCGGAUGGAGUUUUUGCCAAGAGCCAGCAACUUCGAACGCGUCGAACAUGAUGGCACCUGUGCUUCUACAAGAGCCAGGCCCAAGCAGACGUAGCCCCAGCCAACAGCCAGCACCUUCGCAGUCGUCGAGCACGACGGUACCUGCGCCCCCACAAGAGCCAGCUGCAAACAGACGUAGCCCCAGUCCACAGCCAGCAACUUCGCAUGCGUCGAGCGCGACGGCUUCUGCUGCUCCCCAAGAGCCAGGUGCAAGCAGGCGUAGCCCCAGCACACAGCCAGCAACCUCGCAUGCAUCAAGCGCGGUGGUAUCUGCGUCUCCACAAGAGCCAGAUGUAAGCAGACGUAGCCCCAGCCCACAGCCAGCAACUUCGCAUGCGUCAAGCGUGACGAGCGCGACAGCAGCUGCGCCUCCACAAGAGCCAGAUAUGAGCAGACGCAGCCCCAGCCCACAGCCAGCAACUUCGCAUGCGCCGAGCGCGAUGACUUUUGUUGCUCCCCAAGAGCUUGGCGCAAGCAGAUCUGGCCUUUCGCAUGCGACGAGCGCGGAGGUAUCUGCAUCCCUACAAGCGCCAGAUACGAGCAGACGCAGUCCUAGCCAGCAACCGGCAACUUCGCAUGCGCCGAGCACGACGGCAGCUGCGCCUCCACAAGAGCCAGGUGCAAGCAGACGUAGCCUCAGCCCACAACCAGCAGCUUCGCAUGCGUCGGUCGUGACGGCACCUGUGCCUUCACAAGAACUAGAUGCAAGCAGACAUGGCCCCAGCCCACAGCCAGCGGCUUCGCAUACGUCGAGCGCGGUGGUAUCUGUUUCUCCACAAGAGCCAGAUGUAAGCAGGCGUAGCCCCAACCAACAGCCAGCAACUUCGCAUGCGUCGAGCGCGGUGAUAUCUGCGCCUCCACAAGAUCCAGAUGCAGGCAGACUAUCUCACCGAGCAGCGCGGCGCCGACGAACAAAGCGUCCAGAAGAGCAAGCAGCUGCGGUGCAACAGUCACGACAGGCGAGCCCUAGCACGGGUACCGCAACUUCCCGUGCAUCUAGCUCGAGAGCAGCCGGUCGUCGCAGAGUCAAAUCGAGGCAAGCGAACCCCGUUCAUACAGUUCCGAGCACUGCUGCACCCAGCGCCACAAGUUCGAGGCAAGCGAGCUCUAGCACCGGUCACGCAGCGCAAGGUAUAGCCAGCACGAGCGCGGCUGGUCGUAACAGUGCUCAACCAAGGCAGGCGAGCCCUGUUCUCGCAGGUCCGAGCACUGCUGCUCCCAACGUCGCGAGUUCGAGCCAAGCGAGUCCCGUUGCCCCAGGUCCCUCCCAAGCCGCUCCGAAUCCAACGGCACACAACAAUGCAGAUGGGAACAUUCGGAGACCCAAGCGCAAAAGGACCGUUCCCCUCCAUGUCAGGGUUCCUUCGUACAUGUUGAGGCCCGGCCACGUGCUUGAUGCCGAGGACACUCGGGAAAUCAUCGAGCUGGCAAAAAAAGUCUGUGACAUAAAAGAUGACCCGUUCGAACGCUUCCGGGGGGACCCCGCUGGCCUACGCAAGUUCCUGAAGGAGGAGAACAGGCGAGAGAGGGAGGAGAUCCGGACUGAGGAAAGGGAGCGCAGCAGAAAGCUGCGGAAUCUCGAGCGGAGAGUAAACUUUGCGCGGAGGCAGGUCAACGCGAUGAUUCGCCCCCGCCCGCCCCGUCCCGAAAUGGAUGGCCCCGUCAUUGUUGCUAUUAAUCCCUAGAUAGAUUGAUGCGCGUGGUAGUUUUGAUGUGUGUUGUGUGAUGUCUUUGUUGCUUCGGUGCUUGGGAUUUGUCGUGUGUGCCGCGUGUAUUAGUAGGUAGUUCUUUGUGCCCGUGUGUGAUGUGCGAGAUUUUGUGUUAGUAGUUUGUACUUAGUAGUAGUACUGGGAGGAACUCGAAGUUCGCGGCUACUAGUGGCUCGCUGACGUUGCUUUUCGCUUGCCUUGUAUAACAAGGGGACAAUGAACG